Messenger RNA from Diprion similis, 1845 nucleotides. RefSeq names its product probable G-protein coupled receptor Mth-like 6. The transcript is spliced from 5 exons. The record is from RefSeq and is a predicted model, not a curated record. The coding region runs from base 369 to 1811 and encodes 480 amino acids. Gene Ontology annotation, cellular component: membrane. NCBI's taxonomy places the organism in Eukaryota, Metazoa, Arthropoda, Insecta, Hymenoptera, Diprionidae. Gene Ontology annotation, molecular function: G protein-coupled receptor activity. Gene Ontology annotation, biological process: cell surface receptor signaling pathway.
CACCUCCGUAACAAAGCUUGUGUGAAGGACAGAAAACGAUAUGAAAAGAAAUUGCCACAAGUUUUGCAUUAUCUGAAGUAUUAUUUGCAACGUUGAUGGAUUAUGGCACGAGUCAAACCGGAAGCAGGAACCAAGGUUUUUAAGCUGGCUCGUUAUGGAGAAAAUACAAUUCCCGAUCAUAUAAUUACAGAUUCUACAACGAUAAAUAGAUCUUCUGUGCAACAUGGACAUCGAUCCUGAGUAUGUUGACAGUGAUAUUUGCAUAAAGUAUACAGAUACCGAACGUUGAAGAAUUAUACAAACAAAACCUCUCCACUACGGAAGAACCAUAAAAAUUCAUAUCAAUCGAACAGCGACCAUCAAGGUAAAUGAUCGGCGGUCGAGUGUUUUUUGCGGUGGUUUACACGAUGGCUUUUGUGUCGUGGAGAGCCGGAGUCAUCGGAUUCAGGGAGUCUUGUCCACCAAACGCCAUUGGCAAUUUGUCCGGACGGAAGUCAGUGUCUUUGGGGCUGGUGAAACAGUCGGACGACAUCUUUUUAUCGAACACAACGGGUACCAAGGAUGAAAAAACGGUUGGAUGUCUGUGUGACUUUAAAACGUGUUUGAAACUUUGUUGUCCGCUGGAGAAGGCAUGGUAUGAACGAAGCUGUGUGGAGGAUGACACUGUUCACAUUUUCCCUGGAAUAAAAACUCUCAUAGACGAUGGGAACAAGAACCUGACCCUGCAGGACUUGCACAUCGUCACCGAUUAUCCUUGCGCUUUUGGCUGGGCGAAGCUGGAUGUCCUGGAAAAUUUCUACGCCUUACCGAACGGGUCAAUUUAUACGCCAGAUUUUUACGGAAGUAAAUCCCACGGAUUUGAUAAUUACUGCCUCUUUCGGAACCCAAAUUCUUCCGCAUAUUUGGCGGUGGUAUGUUACCCUAAAGCCAGCAUGCAUUACUGGGACAUGUUUUCUUGGACAAUUCAGUUUAUCAUAAUUUUGGCAGUAUUAGUUUGCUACACCAUAGUACCUGACCUGAGAACUUUUCAUGGAAUGAUAGUUCGCUCCUAUAUUGCCGCCUAUGUAGGACUCUACCUCGGUGCCUUGGGAAUAAUCGUUACAAGUGGGUUGAGAAACUAUGUUCACCUGAAUAGCCUCAGUGAAAUUGUUGUACAAUAUUGUGAGAUCGCUAGCGUCCUUUGGCUGAACGUGAUGAGCGUCAAUAUUUGGAGAACGUUUCGAAGCGUGAAGUCUGCCGAUUUCAAUAUAGAUCAACGUAACCAGAAAAAAUACAUCAUUUUCAUGAUUUAUGCUUGGGGAACACCGGCUGUUAUUGUUUUAAGUUCCUUAGCUGUAAUGCACUACGUCCCGUACUUCCGCAAUGAAAUAUUUGGCCUGACUCUUACCUGGUGGACCAGCUUGACAUUCAGCAGCGUCGUUUAUAUAUGCAACAUGUUUUUGUACAUCGUCACUGUGAUUACGAUAAAGCGGCAAAAGAAGGACACAGCGCUACUGACCAUCGAUGUGAAUAAACAUCAGGAAACCACUAACCAAUGGUGUAGAACGUACGUGAAACUGUUGACAAUAAUGACAGGUCAUAUGGGAGGCUUCACAGUGGUCUGGGCCGCUUUUAUAAUUUGGCCGACACCGGCAUUGAUUCACUCUUUUGCCACAUUAGGAACGGUGCAAAGCGUGUUCAUAUUCACGCUCUUCCUUUGGCAGGACAAUAUCAAACGCGCGAUUUUAAAACAGCUAUGUAUAAGGGUGCAGCGAUUUCGAAACUUUUUUUUCCAAAGUAAACCAAGACUUACGACUGAUUGUGAGAGUUGAACAAUAUCAACUACGAUAGCUUUAAAUGCCGAUU